AUGGCGACUAUGAUGCAACCUCAAAUCAUACUGUUAAAGGAAGGGACGGAUACGUCCCAAGGGAAACCACAGUUGGUCAGCAAUAUUAAUGCUUGUAUGGCUGUGGCUGAUGUGGUUAGAACCACCCUUGGGCCUAGGGGUAUGGAUAAGUUAAUCCAUGAUGACAAGGGAACCACUAUCUCCAAUGAUGGUGCCACAAUAAUGAAGCUUCUCGACAUUAUCCAUCCUGCGGCUAAGAUUCUCGUUGAGAUUGCUAAAUCCCAGGACUCUGAGGUUGGUGAUGGAACCACUACCGUAGUAUUACUGGCUGCAGAGUUUCUGAAGGAGGCAAAACCUUUCAUUGAGGAUGGUGUCCAUCCUCAAAAUCUGAUUAGAAGUUACCGUACGGCUGGUCAGUUGGCAAUUGCUAAGGUGAAAGAAUUAGCUGUUAGCAUUGAAGGAAAGAGCUUAGAAGAAAAGAAAAGCUUACUAGCCAAGUGUGCUGCUACAACACUAUCUUCAAAGCUCAUUGGGGGUGAGAAAGAUUUCUUUGCGACGAUGGUUGUAGAUGCAGUACUUGCGAUUGGAAAUGACGACAGGCUUAAUAUGAUUGGUAUUAAAAAGGUUCCUGGUGGUACCAUGAGGGAUUCUUUCCUCGUAGAUGGUGUUGCUUUCAAGAAGACAUUCUCUUAUGCUGGUUUUGAACAACAACCAAAGAAAUUUCUUAAUCCUAAGAUACUUUUACUGAACAUUGAAUUGGAACUGAAGUCAGAGAAAGAGAAUGCGGAGAUAAGGCUCUCGGACCCAUCACAGUAUCAGUCCAUUGUCGAUGCAGAAUGGAACAUUAUCUAUGACAAGCUGGAUAAAUGUGUAAAGAGUGGGGCUAAAAUUAUUCUUUCUCGACUCGCCAUUGGUGAUCUAGCCACACAGUAUUUUGCGGAUAGGGAUAUAUUCUGUGCUGGUCGUGUCACUGAAGAGGAUCUGAAUCGGGUAGCUGCUGCUACUGGUGGAACUGUUCAGACAACUGUGAACAAUGUCAUUGAUGAGGUUCUUGGAUCCUGCGAGGUAUUUGAAGAAAAACAACCACUAUUGUUCUUCGUGGUGGAGCAGAUCAGAGAUGCUGGCAAACAUUUUCUUUCAGUUUUCUUACUUAGGAAAUUUAAAAGAC
Molecule: messenger RNA, 1147 nt
Organism: Oldenlandia corymbosa var. corymbosa
Lineage: Eukaryota; Viridiplantae; Streptophyta; Magnoliopsida; Gentianales; Rubiaceae
Source: the annotation of a GenBank genome assembly